AUGCUUCUCAGAUCUCUUCUGGUUGCUACGAUAUCAUCACACCGGUUCCUCCUGUUGCCGGCGUUGUCGGUCCUUCAGUUUCUCAUAAAGCCACACACUUCCAGGCUUCUCAGCGUCGACAGAAACCCCAUAUUGCAUGGGGUACUCAAACGGACAUUCUACAAUCAGUUCUGCGCAGGAGAGAACGAGGCGGAAACGAGGCAGUGCGUCCGCUCACUAAAAGACCUUGGAUUCCGGGGCGUCAUCUUGACAUUCGCGCGCGAGACUGUCUUUGACCACAACAAUGCGCAAGGCACGAGCGGCUCGAACAGCUCACCCGAGCAGGCCUUAGAGGCCGCGGACUCACAUGAUGUUAGCGUCGAAGAGUGGAAGAAUGGCACUAUGGAAACGGCAGCCUUGGUAGACGCCGGGGACUUCUUGGCUCUGAAACUGACAGGAGCCGGCCCUCGUGUCACGGGCGCCUUUACCGCGGGCCACGAAGCGCCGCCGCAGAUGAUGGACGCCCUCCGCACGAUCUGCAGCGAGUGCAAGCGUCGCGGGGUGCGCGUCAUCGUCGAUGCAGAGUCGCAGCACUUCCAGAAGGGCAUCAGCCUCACGACGCUGCGGCUGAUGCGCGAGUUCAACGCAGAUGACGGUGUCGCCGUGGUGUACAACACGUACCAGGCAUACUUGAAGCGCACACCAGCAGUCCUGGCGGAGCACAUGCGCGCGGCCAUGGACGAAGGGUUCACGCUGGGCUUGAAGCUCGUGCGAGGCGCGUACAUGCUGUCUGACGACCGUAGCCUGAUCCACGACACAAAGCAAGACACUGACCAUGCUUACAACGUCAUUGCCCGAGGCGCACUGACGAAGGAAAUUGGUGAGUUUGGCGGGGCCAGAGGAAAGUUCCCGUUCCCGUCGACGAACCUGUUUGUUGCGAGCCACAAUCGCGAAAGCGUGCUCGGGGCAUACAGGCUGCAUCGACAGCGCGAGGCCGCUGGCCUGCCCACAGUCCCAGUCUCGUUUGGGCAACUGCACGGCAUGUCUGACGAGGUGAGCUUCGGUCUGUUGGCCGAAGGCGAGAAGGACAAUGCGGCCAUGAUGGAAGGACAGCAGCAGCCGUCAUUGUACCCUGCACGCGGACCCAGACCCGAUGUCUUCAAGUGUACGACAUGGGGCAGCAUGAGCGAGUGCAUUGCCUACCUAAUGCGCCGAGCUGUCGAGAACCGCGAUGCGGCUUCCGGGAGGCUGCCUUUCAAGACAUAUAUUGCCUGCGUCCGGAGCGAGGCUGGCGAGCAGCGCGUCCGCACCGAGCUCCUGACCACCGACCCAGGUGACAAGACAUUGUGCGUCCACCGGGGCGACAACGCUGCGGCAGUGCGGCUCUCCCAGGUCGUCAUCCUGGCUGUCGAUCCAGCAGACGUCGAGUCUGUCUUGUCACGACCAGGCAUGGCGGACGCCCUCACAGGGAAACUGUUGAUCAGUGUUGCGGCGGGAUGGACACGGGAGCAGCUCGAACACACUUUAUCCUCGAAGUCGAACUCGGCAUCGAACAAAGACGGCGUUAACAAGGUCUGGAUCGUCCGCACCCUCCCCAACAUUGCUGCCCUGGUCAGCGAGUCGAUCACCGCCAUUGAGGAGCCAGCCCCGGACUUGCCGCCAGAGCACCUUGAGCUCACAGAAGCCAUCUUUUCCCGCAUCGGCGAGACCUCACUUGUGCCUGCGCGGCUGAUGGAUGCUGUCACCGCCGUCGGUGGUUCCACACCAGCAUUCUUCAGUGUGAUCUGUGACGCAAUGAUCGAUGCCGCCGUAGCGGUCGGGCUGCCGCGGGAGAUGGCGCGCGUAAUGGUCGUGCAGAGCAUGAAGGGCAGUGCGGAGAUUAUGCAGAGCGGGGGAUUGACACCGGCGCAGCUGCGGGAUCAGGGGACGAGCCCGGAGGGCUGCACUAUCGGUGGCCUGAUGGUGCUUGAAGAAGCUGGUGUGCGAGGCCAUGUCGGCAGGGCGCUGAGGGAAGCGGUCACGGUGGCGAGGCUGAUGGGCAAAGUUGCGCACGUCAAUGACACCCGGAAAUCAUGA
Messenger RNA from Microdochium trichocladiopsis, 2055 nucleotides. Its product is annotated as FAD-linked oxidoreductase-like protein. Gene Ontology annotation, cellular component: mitochondrion. The transcript is spliced from 3 exons. The record is from RefSeq and is a predicted model, not a curated record. NCBI's taxonomy places the organism in Eukaryota, Fungi, Ascomycota, Sordariomycetes, Xylariales, Microdochiaceae. Bases 1 to 2055 code for a protein of 684 amino acids. Gene Ontology annotation, molecular function: pyrroline-5-carboxylate reductase activity; FAD binding; proline dehydrogenase activity.